This is a messenger RNA of Corapipo altera (White-ruffed manakin), 1157 nucleotides long. RefSeq names its product R-spondin 4 (gene RSPO4). The record is from RefSeq and is a predicted model, not a curated record. Bases 480 to 1157 code for a protein of 225 amino acids. NCBI's taxonomy places the organism in Eukaryota, Metazoa, Chordata, Aves, Passeriformes, Pipridae. The transcript is spliced from 5 exons.
GGGCUUCGCUGUGACCCCGGCGCUGGGAUGGCAGCGGGACAGUCGGACCGCGGCGGGACGGCGGGACAGUUCCCAGCCGAGGUGGUGGCUGGAGCGCUCCGGGGGGAUCCAGCCAGGGCGUUUGCCAGUCGCUUUGUUGCUGCUGAGGGACUUUUUUUUUUUAGGAUUAUUAUUAUUUUGAAGGGGAGGGUGAGGAGGGGGGGCUGACACUGGCUAUAAAGGCAGAGCUCUCCGGAGCAGCCGGCACUUUCCCCGCCACCAUGAGAGCUCCCCGGGCCUGACAGCCCCAGCCUGCCCCAGUGUCACCGGCUCAUGCUGCCCUGAAUCGUGGCUGCGCGCCCGGAGCCCGGGGUGGGAUGGUGUGAGCCCGGAGCCGCUCCUCGCCCUCCCACCGCCCCUCACCGGCUCUGGCAGGAGCCGAGCCCGCCAGCCGCUUGGAUGAUUUGAUUCCUUCCCUGCCCGAAAUCACUCCUGCCCAGAUGCAGUGGAUAAUAUUCAUGUUGCUGUUACUCAUCAGCUCCAUGGAAAUGCUCACGCAGAACCGAUGGAAGAAGCAAGCGAAUGCCGGCCUGCUGGAAAACUGCACAGGCUGCAUCCUGUGCUCUGAGGACAACGGCUGCAUCACCUGCCACCACCGGCUCUUCCUGCUCAUCUGGAGGGACGGCAUCCGCCAGUACGGGAUGUGUGUCCACACUUGCCCGCCUGGCUACUUCGGUGUGCGGGGUCUGGAGGUCAACAGAUGCACAAAGUGCAGGUCGCCCAGCUGCGAGAGCUGCUUCAGCAGGGACUUCUGCAUGAAGUGCAAGGACAAGUUUUACUUGUACAAGGGCCAGUGUUUUCGGCAGUGCCCCCCCAGCACUGCGGCACAGCCUGGCACCCGCGAGUGCCAAGAGACGUGCGAGCCGGGGCCGUGGAGCGAGUGGAGCGCCUGCACCCACGAGAGCCGGACCUGCGGCUGCAAGUGGGGGGUGGAGACGCGGGUGCGGGAGGUGCCGGAGGCUGCCCGGGAGGAGGGGGCUGCCUGCCCCCCGCUGCAGGAGAGCAGGAGGUGCCGCAUGAAGAAGCACUGCCCGGGAGCACCCAGACCUGCUGCAGGGCCUGGCCAGGCUGUGCGUGCGCGGGUGCAGGGCUGGCGAUGGGAACCGGGACAUGGCUGA